GAAGCCAAAAGUGAUUACCAACUAUUCCAUUAUUUUUACUUCAUAUAUAUUUCACCCUCAACACGAUGUUAAGUCUAUAAAUACCCAAAUCUCCUCUUCCUUAUAUCACACAAUCACACGAAGAGAGCUAGCCAGCUAAAAUGGCUCUUUCUAUGAACUUGCUUCUAGUUUUCACUUCUCUUGCUCUUGUUCCUCUAUGCUUUGCUAGCUAUGGUGGGCCUAGUUCCAGCGGCUUCCUCUACCCUCAGUUUUAUGAUCACUCUUGCCCAAAAGCACAGGAGAUUGUGAAGAGCGUUGUUGAGAAAGCAUUUUAUGAGGAUAGAAGGAUGGCUGCUUCUUUGCUCAGGCUACACUUUCAUGACUGUUUUGUGAAGGGGUGUGAUGGCUCUGUGCUGCUGGACAGUUCAGGCACAAUCAUAAGCGAGAAGGGAUCAAACCCUAACCGGAACUCAGCCAGAGGGUUCGAGGUGAUCGAUGAGAUCAAAGCAGCAAUAGAGGAGGAAUGCCCUGAGACAGUAUCCUGCGCUGAUAUUCUGGCAAUUGCAGCGAGAGACUCCACUGUUCUGACUGGGGGUCCGAACUGGGAGGUUCCGUUGGGGAGGAGGGACUCCUUGGGUGCAAGUUUGAGCGGAUCCAACCAAAACAUUCCAGCCCCUAACAACACGCUCCCCACAAUUAUCACCAAGUUCAAGCUCAAAGGACUCGAUAUUGUCGAUCUCGUCGCUCUCUCAGGAGCCCACACCAUCGGCGACUCACGAUGCACGAGCUUCAGGCAGAGGCUCUACAACCAGACAGGCAACGGUUUGCCCGACCCCACGCUCGACCCAUCCUACGCGGCCGAGCUGAAGCAACGCUGCCCAAAGUCCGGCGGCGAUCAGAACCUCUUCGUCCUCGACUGUGUCAGCCCCUUCAAGUUCGACAACUUCUACUUCAAGAAUCUCAUCGACAAGAAGGGCCUCUUGAGCUCCGACGAGAUCCUGUUCACUCAGAGCCCUGCGACGAUGGAGCUCGUCAAGAAGUACGCGGAGAGCAACGAGCUGUUUUUCGAUCACUUUGCCAAGUCUAUGGUGAAGAUGGGGAAUAUUACUCCGCUUACUGGGAAGAGGGGGGAGAUUAGGAAGAUUUGCAGGAGGGUUAAUCAUUGAUUUGGGGUUUGAGAGUUGUGUUUUCAACCUUUGAUUAAUGAGUGGGUGUUGUUGUCUUUUACCUUUCGUUUUGGGGUCAACGUGGAUGCGAGCUUGUUGUUGCUUUGUUCAUUGUGGAGGUAUUGUUGUGUAAUUUUGUUGAAAUUGUUUCCUUGAAUAAAAUGCUCCUUGUGUUUUUUUAUUUA
Messenger RNA from Asparagus officinalis (garden asparagus), 1330 nucleotides. Its product is annotated as peroxidase 72-like. The coding region runs from base 141 to 1145 and encodes 334 amino acids. Lineage: Eukaryota; Viridiplantae; Streptophyta; Magnoliopsida; Asparagales; Asparagaceae. The record is from RefSeq and is a predicted model, not a curated record. The transcript is spliced from 4 exons. Gene Ontology annotation, biological process: hydrogen peroxide catabolic process; response to oxidative stress. Gene Ontology annotation, molecular function: heme binding; peroxidase activity.